This is a messenger RNA of Apis florea (little honeybee), 683 nucleotides long. RefSeq lists its product as uncharacterized. The record is from RefSeq and is a predicted model, not a curated record. NCBI's taxonomy places the organism in Eukaryota, Metazoa, Arthropoda, Insecta, Hymenoptera, Apidae.
UGGAGGGAGGUGGAGGAGAGGAGGAGGGCGGGGGAGGAGGGGCGGGCGAGGGAGGCGCGCGAGAGGGAGGACAGGUGGAGGAGAAUCGCGGCGCGUUGAUGGAUAGGGAGGGGGAGAGGAGGGAGAGGGAGAGGUUGCUGGCCGAGCUGAUAACCGAGGACGUGAGGUCGGAGUUGGCGACGAAGGUGGAGGAGGAGGAGGUGGAGAGGGUGAGGAGGAGGGAGGAGUUGGCGGCCGAUUUGAAGGAGCAAAUGGUUUUCACGGAGCGGUGCAAAUUACGAUUCGUGGAGCGGGAAAGGGAAUUGGCGGAAGGAUUGAUGAGGAGGAUGAAGGAGGACGAGAGGAUCGGGAGGUUGAGCGCGGAGGCCAGGCGAAGGGCGGAACUGCGUCAUCGAGAAGAGUUGGAUCGAUUGAUCGAGAUUCGGCGGCAAAUUCGAGAGGAGGAAAUUGGGAGGAGGGAGCGAGCCGUGGAGGAGGAGAAGGAGCGUGAAAAGAUGAGAUCGGAUCGCGAUAAGGAAGAGAGGAGACGAUUGUUGGAGGAACACGCGUCCAACGUCGCUAAUUUUAUCGAUAAAAUCCCCCUUUCCGAGGAGGAACGAGAGACGGUCGAACGAAUGCGAAGGAACGCAUCACCCGCAUGUCAAUAAAUACGCAUGUAAUAAACGCGAAUAUUUUCGCAAACU